UCAAUUUUUAUGCUCUUAUCUAUGCCGUUUCCCUUCUUAAAAACCUAGUUGUAAACCAAAUCUUGAUGAAGUUGGAUCCAAAGAGUUUUUUCCUUCCCCAUCUUCUUGGAUGAGCCCACUGACCAGCUUCACCUGAAGAGCCUUCACUCCGGAAUGGUGCCAACUUUUUCUUUCAGCAAUAGUGAACUUUUAAAGACAUGGGAAAAGUUAACUGCUAUCAGCGGAUCCUGUGAAUUGGAUGUGUUUGCUGAGAUGCAGACACUCAAUGAAAUCAAAACCUCAAAGAUGCUGUUCGGGAAAGAUCAAAAAAAAGGAAAGCGACUGUUCCACAUCCAGAAAGAGCAAGCUAAAAGGGGAUUCCAAGAUCUUUGGAAAAUGCGGUUGCCUGGAUUCAGAUUCAUCCCGACAGAGGGAAGCCUUAGGAUGAAGAAGCCCAACCAAGAAGCGACGAUCAUCCUGCAAGACAUCAUAAGGAAGAGGAUCGAGGAGAUGAAUACUGAAGAUGCCAGGAAUGAUGAUGUGUUGACACUGCUAUUGGAAGCAUACAUGAUUGACAAUGAUCCAAACGAACCAGAGAGCUUCAAGAAGGUUGGGAUAUCAAUGGAUGCAAGGUGUAUUAAAAUCCUGAAUCUAAUGGAGUGUCAAGCUAGACAAGAAAAAACAGGGGCAAGAUUUACGUGGUUCGGCUUGAAUGCCUACAUCCACGGGAGAAACCACCAAUUUUUUUAUUUCUGUUACAUGCUACGGCUAAAGAGCUAAGAGAGGAAACAACGAGAGGAAGGAAAGAAGACAACGUUCAUUUCUUCAACGUUCCUUUCUUCAACGUUCUUUUAGGAGUUGUCUUUCCGUAACAAAAUAAGGCAACUCAUGAGGUGAUUUUCUCCAAUUUGUAACAAUCUCCCCCUCAAGUUGGUGCACAGAUGUCAAUCUAUCCCAACUUGUUUGAAAUGUAUUAGUGUUUGUUUCGUCCAAGGGUCUUCGUCAAAAUAUCUGGAAGUUGAUUGUCACUGUUAACAUAUGGAGUUUCUAUAGUCCCGUCUUGAAUUUUUUUCCUGAUAAAGUGACAGUCAACUUGUAUAUGCUUUGUCCUCUCAUGAAAAGCUGGAUUUGCUCCAAUAUGAAUUGCUGCCAUG
This is a messenger RNA of Nymphaea colorata (pocket water lily), 1133 nucleotides long. RefSeq names its product cytochrome P450 CYP72A219-like. The transcript has 3 exons. Gene Ontology annotation, molecular function: oxidoreductase activity, acting on paired donors, with incorporation or reduction of molecular oxygen; monooxygenase activity; heme binding. NCBI's taxonomy places the organism in Eukaryota, Viridiplantae, Streptophyta, Magnoliopsida, Nymphaeales, Nymphaeaceae. Bases 154 to 759 code for a protein of 201 amino acids. The record is from RefSeq and is a predicted model, not a curated record.